AUGUCCUCUUCUAGUUUGAAGAAAGUUCCAGGAACGCUUCAUGAUCACUUAGAAGAUGCCUCAAGUCAUUAUAACUACUUUGAAACUAACUUGACGGACAAUAAAGUUUCAAAAAGGGUGAGGAUGGACGAAAUUAUUUCUACCAAUCCUGAUAUACAUGAAUAUUCCGAAAUUCUUCGUAAAGGGGCAAUUUUUGCUAUCGUAGGAAGCUUCUCUGCCAUAAAUUUUGGGAUGGAUGAAUCUGCAGUUGGUGGUGCUCAACUUCAGUACAUUAAAAAAUUCAACAUCAUCGAUGCUAAUGUUCAAGGUACCAUCAAUGCCGCACCUUAUUUAGCUGCUGGUACUUUGGGGACAGUGUCAACAGUGCUUUUGGACCAAGUUUUAGGACGUAGAGCCAUCAUUUUCAUUUCAGCUUUGUUUGGUAUCCGUGGCUCGUUAUGA
Messenger RNA from Saccharomycopsis crataegensis, 441 nucleotides. RefSeq lists its product as uncharacterized. Bases 1 to 441 code for a protein of 146 amino acids. The transcript has a single exon. Lineage: Eukaryota; Fungi; Ascomycota; Saccharomycetes; Ascoideales; Saccharomycopsidaceae. The record is from RefSeq and is a predicted model, not a curated record.